This is a messenger RNA of Neospora caninum, 5265 nucleotides long. RefSeq names its product putative XRN 5'-3' exonuclease N-terminus domain-containing protein. Gene Ontology annotation, biological process: nuclear-transcribed mRNA catabolic process. Gene Ontology annotation, molecular function: 5'-3' RNA exonuclease activity; RNA binding. Gene Ontology annotation, cellular component: nucleus. The coding region runs from base 1 to 5265 and encodes 1754 amino acids. Lineage: Eukaryota; Apicomplexa; Conoidasida; Eucoccidiorida; Sarcocystidae. The transcript is spliced from 4 exons. The record is from RefSeq and is a predicted model, not a curated record.
AUGGGAGGCUCUGAAACCGGCGAAACCUUUUUGCAGUUGCCGCAACGGACAGAGAAGAGCCGCAUGCAAACGCGGGGCCGGGGAGAGCGACUGACGUGGGAGAGGGUGCGCAGAGAAGGUCCGGAGCGACGAGAAGCGCCCGAGCAGCCAGGAACAGAAAACCUUCAGACAGGGGAAGAAGAAACGGAGGAAGAAAGAGGAAGGGAUCGGGAUGGGAAUGAGGCGGAAGGAGACGAAAAGGCAGGGGAGAGAAUGGAAAAGCCGUGGUGCUCGGGUCACGGCCGACACACCGGUACAGCGGGAAUCCGAGAGCUUGAAGGAGACAGCUUUGGAAAGGCGAGAACAGGAGAUCGCGAAAGAGAAGGCCUGGAUUUCAAGGAGGCAGAGAAGGAGGAAGCCAAGCCGAGAGAGCGUGGAAGACGGCAGUCUGCCGAGAUCGGCGACGACCCUGGAGAACGGCGCCUUCUGUCCGAGGAGACAGCAGAGAAGAGACGGGGCAGGACGAAGGAAGGAUGCGUGUGGGGCGAAGGCGCCUCGUCGACGGCCCUCGGGGGCGUCCCGCACCUGUACAAGUGGCUUUGUCGGCACUUUCCUUCGUUGAAGCGGUCACUGCACGAGUUCGCGGAGUUGUACGUGCCGCCCGUUUCAAGCGCGCCGUCUCUCUCCCGUGAAGCCGGCGACCACGGAGACGAAGACACUGCGGGCGGAAAGAAACAGAAACGCGCCAAAGGGACUGCGGAACACCCGCGACUCUCUGUGACCGGGUCUUCCUCCUCGCCACCUUCGUCCCCCCCAGCGAAGGCGGCAGACCCUCAGGCAGAACUGGCGGCUGCAGUGGAGAGAGCAGUGGCGACGGCCCCCAGGAUGGGGCGCGAACGAGGCCGCAGAGGCGGCGCCCGCGCGCUCGCUCCCCAGACGCCUCGGAGGCGCGAGGCGCACGUGGCGGCGAUGCAGGAGGUGUUGCGAUUGAAGGAGCAAGAGCUGCUGGCCGCGCACCGCAGAAGAGUGCAGGAGCCGUCCGUCGAUCUCUCAAGUGGAAGGCCUCCUCGGCGCAGUUCCUCACUGCUCUCUCCUUCCGACUCUCGCCUGCAGCCGCAGGCGCCUGAGCCUCCAGUUUUGUCGCGAGGACCCGAGCAGACAGGGUCACUUCGCGACUCCGCCGGCCCCGCGGCGUCAGGGCCUUCUCUUCCUGGGUGUCCAGUGUCUCCCGCGUCUUCGCUCGCGCUCGGUCGGCCAGUGCCUCUCUCGCGUCUGCAUGCGCGGUUGCCCAUCGACGCGCUCUUCCUCGACUUCAACGCGAUCAUCCACCUCUGCAGCCACGGGCACCUGCCCUCGACGCUGCCGCCGCCUCUCGCCCGCUUCCUGCCGCUGCUCCUGCAGCGCGUUUGCGGCUAUUUGCACCGUCUCGUCUCGCUCGUGCGGCCGCGGAAAUUGCUCGUCCUCACGCUCGACGGCGUGCCGCCGCUGGCGAAAGUGACACAGCAGCGAAGCCGGCGCUUCCGGCAGAGCCGAGACGACCGCCUCGCGGUCCGCCUCGAGGACGAAGAAGAGGAAGACGGCAAGCGCUGCGGCCUCGCCCGCAGCGCUUGCUGUCUUCCUCGAGGCGCGGAGGGACCGGGCGAAAGGACUUCCUGCUUUCUUUCUUUCUACCAUAUCGUCAAGGGAGAAGGCGAACACAAGCUUCUCCAUCUCCUGCGAUUCGGCACUUGGCCCGAAGCGAAGUCGCUCCCCCACACCCUCCCCGGCGCAGGCCCCACCGACGGCCCAGCUGUCUCCCUUUCUUCCGUCUCGUCUCCUGCUUUUCCUGAGGCUGAGCCGGCGGCCGAGACGGGCAGAAACCCCGAGCGCUCAGCGGGAGACGCAGGGAAGGCCACGCGAGAAAGGCUGCUGCGUGCUCGGCCCCCUGGACUUCGAAUCGUGUUGCCGAGUCGCGAGGACAGCGAACCGGAAAAGGCAGACGGCCAACCUGCGAGCGCCGCGCUGUCUCGCGUCGCCCCGGCGCCGUCUGUCGCCUCGCCUCUGGGCGGCAACGCCCCCGCAGGUCUGAUCCCGCCGCUUCCUGCGAAGAAGAAAGGCCAGGAUGGGGCCCACCCGCUGUCGCGCCUCGAGCGGAGACAGCGAGAGGCGCGGCCGUUGUUUCUUUCCUCGUUCUUGCAUUCGAAGUUUCGAGAUCGAGCCGCCGAGGCCGGCUCGCCACCGCCCCCGGGAGAUCCGCAGAGGCGGCCUCCGGAGCGGGGCCCGCUCGCCAGCGACGCGGACCAGUCUCCUUCCGCGGGGUCGAACGAGGAGCGUCUGUCUCUGUCGCUCCCAGACGCGCAGGAAAACUCGGGGCUGGAGGCCGCAGGGCAAGUGGCGCUUCCGGGGCGCGUCUGUCUGUACGGCAUGGAUGCCGAUCUGCUGAUGCUCACGCUGUCCCUGCACCGGUCCAAUCUGUUGAUUUUACGGGAGCGGCAGACGAGCCUGGAGCGCACGCGCGCUCAGGCGCAUGCAGAGGCGGUCGCGAGGGCGCGGGUGAACCCUCACCGCGCUGCAGCGCUCUUUGCCAGCGGCAGGCAACGCGGCAGAGCGCGCGAGGAGAUAGAGGAGAUCGAGGACUCUGCGGCGUGCGAGCGCGCGCUGCUGGUUCCGACGCGGCACGACUUCCUCCAGUACACCUCGCGCGAUUUCGAGGUCGUCGACGUCGACGCGCUGCGAGGCGAGCUCCUUUCAGGGCUCCGCCGCGCGAUCGCCAACGGAGACCCCGUGGCCUCUCCGCAGACUCCGCAGCCGGAGCCCGCGGCGGGGGGGAGGCGCGACUCUCCAGAGAAACCUUUCCUCGCAGGCUCACACACAGAGAAGGAACCCGCCCUGCGCCGAGAACAGGCCUCGAAGCCGAAGGCGCCGGCUAGCACCCACUGGCUCGACGGCCGCCGCGUGCUGGGCGACGGGCGUUUCCUCGACCCUGAGCGCCUCAUUGAUGACUUUGUCUUUCUCUCCUUCUUCGUGGGAAACGACUUCUUGCCGGGGCUGCCGCACCUCGACAUCUUUCAGGGCGGCUUGGCGACGCUCGUCCGUACGUACACUGCGGCGCUGCCUGCGCUCGGCGGCUACUUGACCCUGAAGACGAAAAUCAACCUCGAGCGGCUCCGCCGGCUGUUUCAGAUCCUCGCGCUCUACGAAGGCCCGCACUUCGAGAGCCACAUCGACUCUGCGCUCCUGCAGAGCAUCGCGCGCGCACAAGCUGGCCUCAGCUGCGGUUACAGGGAAGACGCGCGGCGAGACGACCUGUUGGACGAGGCGAAGCGCCGAAUCCGCCCGCUUCUGGCGAAUGCCCCACGAGCACCUCCCAGAGAAAACGGACGCGAAAUCGACUGCACCGACCCUCACGCCGUGCUCUACUACACGUCGAAAUUUCCUCUUGCCACGCUCCUCGGAAGGCCAGAGACCCGUGCAAAUCGAGACGGUCCGUCUGCUGCAUGCCCGGCUUCGCCCUCGCGUUCGCUGUUCGCGUCGAAUCUAUCUCGGUCGCCCUGGGCGGUGCCGUUUGCGGACUUUCGGGCGCGCCUGGCUCUGGACUACGUGACCGGUUUGUUUUUUCUGCUGCGCUACUACCACACGUCGAAGCCUUGCUGGUCGUGGUUCUUUCCUCACGAAUUCGCUCCGCUCUGUUCGGAUCUCGCGCGGCUAGAUCCGGCGGCUCUCGCGCGGUCCGUCGCCCUCCCCAGCGUUCGGGAAGACUUCAAAUUCUCGCCUUAUGCUCAGCUGCUCGCCGUUCUCCCCGCCUCCAGCGCCGCGCUCCUCCCUCGGGUGUACAGACACCUGCCGCGGGAACGUGAACUCGCCGACAUGUUUCCCGACGGGUUUCCCGUGGACAGCCACCCGUUCCACGCGCUUCGCUUCGACUUCAAACAAGUCCUAGAAGACAAAAAAGAAGGCCAAAGGUCUGCGACCGACCACGAUGCGGCAGCGCUACCAACCCAGGCUUCGUCUGCUUUUUCUUCGUUGCCCUCUUCUCUCUUCUCUGAAAUGGAUGUUCGUCCGGCUUCCGCAGAUCCUGAGCUCGCAAAGUCUUCGUCACGUUCUUCCUCUCUCACGUGUGCUCCUCCGUCUCCGUCACGAACGUCUCCUUCUUUGGAGCCCCGGCUGGACAGCCGAGAACGCGACGCCAUCGCGUUAGCGCUCGACGCGCAUGCAGAUCCCCGCUUUCUCGCGUCUGCUCUUUCGGCCGCGUCUGCCGCCUCCCUGCCCUCGUGGCUGCACCGGCCGAUUCUGCCUCCUCUCGACAUUCCCAGGUUGUUGGAGGCUGCGCGCGGGGCAGCCCGCGCGGCUCGGCGCGGAGAGAGAAGCAAAGAGGCCGCAGGUAGCCAGGGAGCGGGGGAAAAAGGCCGAGAAGCAGAGACUGGCGAGAGCGCGCCGACGCUCGAGCCACGGCGAGGCCGCCGAACAAGCAGACAAUUCAGCGUCUCGCAGCCUGAUGAAAAGCGAGAAGGCCGGGAUGCGAGGCCGGACGAGGUGGAAGAGCCGACGGAGACACCAACAGAGCAAGGCUCUGGCGGCGGGAGAGAACAGGGAAGCCACGCGGAGAGAGAAGGCGACACGCCGGAGGCUCGAGGGGAUGUGUAUGCGGACAAGAUGGGAGCAAGCUGGGGAUCGGAAGAAGACCGCAUGGAUUCGGGGCUCUGGACUCUCCAAGACGUUCUGCGAAACCGCAUCGGGAAACCAGUCAUGUUCUGGCCGCCGGCAGCGUCUUCGCUCUCACCGGUAGGGCAGAAGAGGCGCGCAGUGCCGGCUCGAGGUUCCGCUCAGGAGAAGCGGGUCUCUAGGAGCGCAGCAGGCGUACCGGCCGAAACAAAAGCAAAAACGGAGAGCAAAGCGCGGCGCCAGGCGACAGGCAUUUUCGAGACCAAGCGAAAACGGCGAGGACGAGCUGCCGGGGGGGACGAGACGAAGAAGCCUGGCGGCCGUGAGAAAGAAAACGGGAAGUUGACCGCGAGUGGAGACUCCGACGGAGACAGAAGGGCCAAACCCGCACAGGGUCAGGCGCAGAGUGUACAGAAGAAAGGCAAGAGGAAGCAAGGGCCGCGACGCCAAGAAGCCGCUCCUGAGAGAACAGGAGACGAGGACGGAGUCGCCGGUUCCGGCGGGCUGAAGCAGAACGCGCAGGUACCCACGAGAGGGAGGCGACGCGCCCCAAAGCGAAGAGCCACGAGUGCGGACGAGACACAUGGAGGGGACAGCACAAAAGAUGCUUCGGGUGGAGCGCGCUCGGCGAAAGCAAACAAAUAG